AAGUUCUUCGUAUAAUAUGCACUGUAUAGUAUGCACAUGCACUUUAUUGCGAUCUGGACGACAGAAACGAGGCGAGUAAGACGACAUGUUCUCUAAAUUUUCACCACAAUGUGGUGCUUUGUAAGUGAAAGUCCAUCUGUUGUGAGAGAAUACAGAAUACCUCAUUCGGAAUUAGGACAAGUUUUAUACGACAAAGUAUGUGAGGACCUGGGCUUGUUGGAGAAGAGUUACUUUGGUCUUCGCUACCGCUCCAAGCGAGGAGAGCUCCUGUGGCUCAAUCUGAGAAACCCUCUCGUUGUUCAACUUAGAGGGCGCUCUCCACACCGACUCAGUCUUCAGGUCAAGUUCUUUGUUUCUCCGCAGGAACUUCAGCAGCCAAUCACGAGACAUAUCUUCUACCUCACACUGAAGAACAGACUCCUCCUCGGUCACUAUGCGGUCACAAACGAGGAGAAGAUCAAACUCUUUGGCCUUAUUGCCCAAGCAGAGCUGGGAGACGCUGACCAGACCCUACCCACCCAGUACCACACUAUCCUGCCAGAUCUCAGUGAGGAGACAAUAAAUGAAGUCCUGACGGCUCAUCGUGAGGUCAUGUCGGACACCAUGACCCCGACGUACGCAGAGAUCCAGUUCAUCGGCAACGUGAGCAAACUGCCCGGGUACGGUGUGGAGUACUUCUGUGCAGAGACCAAGGAGAGGGUCCAGGCUGUUAUAGGUGUCUGUACUACAGGGUUGCAGAUCCUAACACAGGCUAGGGAACUUAUGCACAGUAUCAAAUAUGAAGACAUCAGUAAAGUUUCCUAUCAUCAGAACCACUUCUCAGUCCACUACUACCGAUCAUCGGGAGGAACAGGUGUUGAAGACGUCCUUACAGCCCUCAAGUUUCGCCUCAGCUCCAGGAAGAUCGCUCAGGCUCUGUUCAGAGCAUUCACAGAGUCACAUACAUUCUUUAGGUGUGAGAGCGUUGAGCGGGUCGUGAGGCAGCAGCAUUCACACACAGGGUUCGGGUCGUUCCUUGUCCUAAUGAAACCCGACACCUCGAGAGGCAAGGUGUUCAGGUUCGAUGUCGGUCACACCAGACGCCAGGCCUACGACAGCGCAUGGAGGAAAUUACACCCUGGAAACAGCCCUACACAAGAUCAACGAUGGUCCUUGGACCUGGAGAACUAUGGUGCGCAGCGCACAUGGCCAGUGUCUAGUACGUUAAGAAGCACGCAUUCCCAAGAGAUUCUACUGAGCAGACAGCCGACGGGUAGCCAGCCUCCUGUACAGAUCCCUAAACCACCCAGCGCUACUCAAGAAGAUGAUUCCAGUCCGGAUUCAACUCCCGAAGGCACUCUACCGCACAAGGCCAACAGACAUGAUGGAGGUAGCCCGAUGAGUGCAGGUCCCGCUGAGGAGGAGAUGAUGGAAAAGCUCCAAGAUCAGCUCUCUAACCUUCAGGAAUCGAGGCUCUGUCAGGUUUGCCUGGAUAAUGAGAUGACCACCGUGUUCUGUCCGUGUGGUCACAUGUUCUGUUGCGAGACGUGCUCCAAAGAGUGUAAUCGGUGUCCGGUUUGCAGAGCUGAGGUUAUCUAUGUCCAGAGAGUCUUUUUCUCCUAAAGCCGAAUAUUGCCUUCUAUUACAGAGUGAAAAGAGUUCUUUAUUUAUUAGUCUGACAGGCCUUUAAUUAAUUUGAAAGAUUGAUAAUGACAGUUUUCUCGAAAAAAGUGGCCUCUGUGAGUUCCUUAUUUAUUAGUCUGACAGGGCUCUAAUUACGUCUAUUCAGAGCCAGAGGGACGUUAAAUCUCUGUUUAAAGUAUAUGAGUUAAUGCCCUUCUGGCUUCAAACAGACAAUUUUAAUGUGAAAGAGUAAUAGUAGUCUAGUUGGAAAAAAGGGUCACUGUGGACUCAAGAGAUACAUUUUUGGGGUUAUAUCCAGGUUUUUUUAAUGCCUGAAGUUUCCAGUUGAUGAUUGUUUUAAAGACACAUAAAAGUGGAGUCUCAUUGGGAAUUAGACACAGUUCGGGUGUUGUUGAGUGGACUAUGAGUUUGCUGUGUGCAGACUUGUACACCCAUUAAUGGUAUUUCCACCAAGUCUGGUGUCAGCGAAUUAUGACCUUCUGCCCAUGGAAACUGUGGACCCACCAACUUUAAUGUCUGUUACAAAAGAUAUGCUCAUUAUUUACCCAUUGUUUAAUCAUUAAUUAUAGUCUUGGAAAAAUCAUUGUGUACCCUAGAAAGUAUUCAUCUUUUUGGAAGUAUCCAGUUGACUAUUGUUUUAAGGUGUAUCACAAAAGAUAUUAGCGAGUUUUCGCACGACGAUGCAAGUGCUCUCUACGGGGUAUUUAAAUGAGCUCGCCAUCCUUACUAGCUCGACUUUCAACCCUAAUACGACUAAAUACCGUCGUAGGUUUGGACGCUACACAUAAAUUUUCGGUCUGUGAGUGCGAUCCCCCUCUAAGAUUAGCAUUGUAGAAGGCCGCGUUGCCGGUUGCGAAAAACUCGCUAUUCUCAUAUUUGGGAACGGAGGCGCCUGUAUUACAGCAUAUGAGUAUGAGGGAAUUCACUAGUCAGUUGGUUCAGUUAAUGAAAACUUACAAAUGUUCACCAAUAUCCUGGCUCCGAACAGACAAAAUCUUCUGUUUUGAAUGUGUAUAAUGUAUCAGUAUGUAAAAUGGAGUGGUUAUGGAGCAAUAAUGUGUACUAAAAAUAUCUUCUUUUUUCUAAUAUAAUAUUCUGAAUGUUACGUACAUAUCUAUGCACUUAGUAUGUUAAUAAGUAGAUUUUUUUUGUAGAACAAAAUAUGAAAUUAGAAAUAUUUAAAGCACCAUUUUUAUGCACCAACUUCCUGAAUACAGAGAAGUUUUUCAUGUUUCUCACAGAUAUAAUUGAGCGGAACCAUUCAUUUUGGUAUGUUUUGGAUGUAUGGAAGAUUGACCAUGCACAACUUGAGUGUACUUGAAGCACUAUUUUUUCAGAUCUGGAAAUGGAUACAACAAAAGCUAUUAUCGAAAUGAGUAAGAAUGUAGAGCAGGUACCAAUCACAUGUUCGUGUGAUGUGAGUUGGUCUAGCGGUACAUUUACUUGGUCAGCUCUCUGUCUUUGCCUACAAACUGGCUCAGACAACCCCGGUUCGAAACUGAGUCACAUCUUUCAGAUGGUGACAUAAGAGGUCUGUCCCCAGACGUAAUUAAUCAUAUCUGAUUGAUACACUUCUGUAAAAAUCCAAUUACACACAUGUUCCUUUGAAAGGGUUCCAUGACAAUGCUAGAGCGCUGCAAUGGCAGCACAGCUAAAGCAGGGGUAAUAAUCUCCAAGUUUGGAAGCGCUUAGUGAUUGUAAUAAGCGCUAUAUAAAAACUGAGUAUUAUUAUUAUUAUUACUACUCAAAAUACACAUGAACUUGGGGUACCGCUAUCCCUAGUUGUCACUUAAAUUGCCCAUGUAAGCCCUCUUUUAUGCCGCAUCUUAUCAUCCUUGAAUUGUGAAUCUGUGUUGUUUUAUUGGUCCAUUUUGUUGAUCAUCCAUCCAAUACCAUAAAAUGCCUUUAAUGUAACUCUGUUCUUCCAUCAUUACAAGCCUUUACAUGUUCAUCUCAUUCCCGUCACAUGUUUGUCUAAUGCCGUCACGUGUAUGUCACAUAUCCGUCACAUGUCUGUCACAUAUCCGUCUCAAGCUUGUCAAAUCUUUGUUACAUGUCUGUGACAUAUUAGUCAUGUGACAUGUCAGUCCAGUCAUGUGUCUGUCACAUGCCUGUCACACUUUCGUUACAUAUCUGUGACAUAUUAGUUGUGUGACAUGACACAGUUGGGUGUCUGUCACUUAUCUGUUUACAUGCCUGCCACAUGUUUGUUACGUGUCUGUGACAUAUCAGUCAUUUGUCUCUUGUCACUCACAUAUCCGUCACAGGUCCAUGUCAUUUGUCCGACGAUCUUCACCUUAUCACACUUGUGUACAUGAUAAUCAUGUUCCCACCAUGCAUGUCCCUUUGUCUGCAUUUUUUCAUAUCUUUUAUUACAGAGAUAAUGCUCUUCUGGCUCUAAAAAGAUUGUCUCAUUUCUGCCUUUUUUUCGGCACAUCUUUUGCAUGCCCUUCCUAUUGAAUGUAGAUGUUGUCCUUCACAUGACAUUCAUGACAAGAUUUGUCCUUGUCAUGCCCUUCAUGUUCAUGAUAUGUGUCCUUCACAUGUUUUUCAUGCAGUGUUUACAUUUACCGGUAAGCGUAUUACUCUCAUAGCAUGUCGGUGAUCUGUCACUCAACAACCUAUCAUUUAUCUACAUUUGCCUCCCCUUACACAGGUGUUGAAAAUGGGUAUCUGGUUAAGCGUUGAUUCUCAAAAUGCGUCUGUUGGUCCAUGGUAGCUUGCUGGAAGCCAGGAUUAUAAUGAUUAUUGUAGGUGCCUUGAAAAUGAUGUAAAAUUAAUAAUUUGCAUAUUAUACUUAUGGCUAUUAUUACUACAUAUAACAGACACAGAACUUGCUUUGCAUGCGAGGUAUACAUGGAAAGAAAUGUGAAAAAAAAUAUACAUGUAUGAUAGGUAUUUGGUAUAUUACGGUAUAUUUGGUAGAAACGGGUCUCUCUAAAAAUUUGCACAAAGCACAUUUGUAUAUUUAACCAAGUAUUCAAUUAAUCAAUUUUGAAAUGUCGCACAGUAGAAAGUAAUUGUAAUUAUGUGAUUCUCAGCAUAGAAAUAAUGCAAUUUUAUUAUAUAAUAAUCUCACAUAAAUAUAUCUAUCUCUCUCCUUUGUUACAUAAGUUAUUGAAGUCAUGAGAAGUUUUUGACUUAGAGAUUUGAUUGUAUAAUGUGACUGUUCAACUAACAUGAAGAUAAUGUGAAAAUUACAUUCUAGGUUAAAUUGCUAUUCCAUUUUAAUAUGAAGAUGGGAUAUAAGUGGAAGCGGUGUAGGAAAAUAUUGAUGCAGAUUGUCAUUAUGUCAGUAAACAUUUAUGUGACUUAAUGCCUCUAUUAUUGAAUAAAAUUGCCAUUAAUACUUUUUGCGGUAAAUGAUACUAAUUGAUCAUGUAUUGCUAAUGUAUUGCUAAUGUAAUCACUUUGCACUUUAGAUGUGCUAUUGGUAGUUUUUAUACCUAGUACAUAGGAAAAAUUAUGUUUGUAGAAGGUGAUCCUAUCAUGUACUCAGAAUUGAGAGAUCAUUUCUUUUUUUUGGUUGAGCAACGAAUCUUUUAUACAAGAGUGAUUGCGUAAAUUGAAUGCAUUGUACAAAAAUGUAGAAAGAACACCUACAAAUUAUAUAUUUUGUUUUAUAUCUAUAUAUACAGUAUCAUUUGUAAAAUAUUAACCAUCAUUUGGUCAAAGGUUGUUGGCACCAAAUGUAUGUAAGAUGCAUGCACUGUUAAUAAACAUUGUCAUAUUCUUUCAA
Molecule: messenger RNA, 5362 nt
Organism: Strongylocentrotus purpuratus (purple sea urchin)
Lineage: Eukaryota; Metazoa; Echinodermata; Echinoidea; Camarodonta; Strongylocentrotidae
Product: E3 ubiquitin-protein ligase MYLIP-like
Exons: 9
Coding region: 109-1602 (497 amino acids)
Biological process (GO): ubiquitin-dependent protein catabolic process
Cellular component (GO): cytoskeleton
Molecular function (GO): ubiquitin-protein transferase activity
Source: RefSeq, a predicted model, not a curated record